UUGGAAAAAUAUCCUAUGCAUGGCAAUAUUCUUCCACCUCGUCUUAAACCCAAGCAAGAAUUCCGCGCAUGCCGAGAGAAAAUGGAAGGAAUAACUACAUUUAAAUCGGAUUAUCGUCCAUAUGAAGUAGUCAAACAGCCUUGCCGUGUACCAGAAGAAUAUAAACCCACAGGGAAGAUUGAUCUUGGUACCACCUAUAAACGGGAUUUUAAAUCUUAUAAAGUGCAGCCUGUGGCAAUAGUCCAGCCUUUGGAGAGAAAACAAGUUAUAAAAGGAAAGUUGGACACUGUCCCAACCUAUAAAGAUGAUUAUAGAGCUUGGGACAUUCAGAAAAGUGAGCUUUAUAAACCAGAACACGCUUAUCAUCCCCCUACCGUGAAAUUCGGAAAUGCCACCACAUUUCAGGAUGACUACGUUCCGCAGGAGCUAAAGCCAAGGCGAAGCUGUAAACCGUCCCCUGUGCCCAAACGGUCCACCGUCCCUUUCAAUGGCGAGACCAGUCACCGCCUUGACUAUGUACCACAUGAGCUAGAAUUCAAGAUUGCAAGGCCGAGAGAAGUUUACAAACCAACUGACCGGCCCUUUGAGGACCUCACAACUCAUCGGUGUGACUUUCAGGGUCUUGCUGGUGACAUGGCAAAAAUCUGCAAGCCCCCAUACACCAGAGUGACCCCGAACGCCCCCUUUGCAGGAAGCACGGAAUUCCGUGCAAGUUUUCAGGCCUGGGAAGUGCCAGCCCCUGGCGCGAAGAAGGCAGCAGAGUACGUGCCGCCCCCAGGAAGCAUGCAGUCACACAGCACGAGCCACCUCGACUACGUUCCGCAUCCAGCCAGCCGUGCCGCUCCCAUCAGACCAGGUGCUCCUAGGAGCAGCAGCCAUGUUCCCUUCCAAGGAAGAAGCACCACGAAGGAAGAUUUCCCAGCGUGGGAAAGCCGUCGUCCAGGCCUCGUGCAGCCGCAGCCGCAGAUCCCCGGCCCAUCUGGAAGAUUCGACGGCGUGAGCACCUUCAGAGCGCACUAUGUGCCGCAUGAGCUGAUCCCCACAGCGAGCUGCAAACCUCCCACGGUUGCUCUUCAGAGCGCUGCUCCCUUUGAUGACGCGACCACGUACUCCAUAGAGUACACCCCAAAGAAACAGGAAGUCUGCCCAGCUAGCUGCCCCUCUCCUCCAGGUUACGUGUUUGAAACUACAGAUCCGCAAGGUCACAGACGCUUCCGCAGGAUCGCACCUGCACUGAAGGCCUUCUGACCAGCAAAGUGUGCAAAAGGAAGCUACCUGGCAAGGUGUUGGUUUUCCAAAGGAACGCAAUUUCUGUAUAGUGAAAAAAAAUUGUGAGAGAGAUGUGACACAUCAUCUUUUAGAUUUUUAAACGAGAAAAUUGUAAAAUGUAUUAUAGGAGAUCAAAAUCUUAAGAUUCAUUUUGUAUCGAUAAUUUAGCUAAGCUUAUACUUUAAUAUAUAUUUCUGAAGUUUACCUAAUGUACCAUAGAAAUCAGCAAAUCUGUCAUCAUUUCUACUUCUGUUUACAAAUAUGGUUGUUCACAUCCCAGGUGCCUUCUAUCAAGCAUGUUAGGACUGUCUAGAGCGACGCUGAGAAUGACAGAGGGGUUCCCCUUCUGAGGCGAUAGGAUUCAUUUUCCUGCCACUUGGAGGCAGCUGAUCUGCAUGGCGCGCCCCAGCGCACUCUGGGGUGGUGAUGUCUGAGACUGCUGCGCUGCUCCUCACUGUGUGCAGUCACUAAGGAAAGACUGCGGUGGGAAUCCCAGCACCCGAGUUCAAGUUCUAAUGCUGUCUGCUUGUUUGUGCCACCUUCGGCGAGUGACUCGUGUCUGCAAGCCCCUGAGCCUUCAUUUGUAAAGGGAUAGCUCUUCUGCCUACCUUACACAAAUUCUGUUCUGAGCAUCAGAUCAUAGGAUGCAUUUUAAGUAAAUUUCAAGUAAAAGCACAAAGGUAAGGGACUCUUUGUACCUGUUCUCUCCUCUACAAAUUGAGAUGAUUACCUACCCUCUUGAUAGUCACCAUCUGGCCUGCAACAAGGAUUGUUGGCUUUGAGUUUCUGAUUUGUAAUGGAUAUUUCUUUGUUUUAGAUUUAACAAUUUUAAUAUUUUCCAUACUUGCUUAAUAUGUAAAUGUUUCACAUAUUUAUGCAUACAUAUUGAAUGCUAAUGCACCGUUCAUCGGAAUACAAAGUAGUCCUACUGUGGAUGGAAAACAGUCUGGCUAGUCCUCAACAAUCUAAAAAUAGAUCUUUACCAUAGUACCCAUCUAUUCCACUUUCGGGGAUUAUAUCGAAUGGAAGUAAAGUCAGCAGAGGAAAGAGAGCCCAGUAGUUCACGUUUGUUGCAGUGCUGUUCACAAUAGCCAAGGUGCUGAGUCAGCCGCAGCGUGUGCUUCUGCGAGCAGUCUUGCCCUCUAAGCUUCGCAAGCACCCGAGAAGUUGCUGCAGAGAAUGGAGGACCUGGACUGGGGUACCCGCGUGGUUUGAACCCCAGUAUUUGCGGAACGGAAAAAGCAUUUGCUGGAGCAGUUUUCAGAAGGCUGGCGGCUCUUAAGAACUCCUCAAGAUGAUCUUAGGUAGUUACACACCCAAGUGCCAUGCACAGGUUCACUGCUCUGUAGCAGAAGCAGGCCCAGCAGGGGCCUACGCACCUGCUCACGUCUUCCGGUGUAGAGAUGAGCGCUCCGAAGGGAGUGAAGGAGCGACACCAGGAAGUGCAACAGAAACGACAUGGCUGCGCCAGUGCGGAGAGUCAGUGAUUACAGACUGGGAAAAUGUUAUUUUAGCAUAAAGUGCAGAAGACUAAUGUGUUACAGUUUAGAGUUGUUUCCAAAUAUCUACCUUAUGGGAAUAAAAAUAAUAUUUGGUUAAAGAAUUUCUGAUUAUUUGAAAGUAAUUUGUUCUUACUUAUAUUUGCAUGUAUUAAUG
Oryctolagus cuniculus (rabbit) is the source of this 2925-nucleotide messenger RNA. The record is from RefSeq and is a predicted model, not a curated record. Lineage: Eukaryota; Metazoa; Chordata; Mammalia; Lagomorpha; Leporidae.